AUGAAAUGGCCUCUGACCGGAUUAUCUCAACUAUUCUCUCAAUUGUUUGAAGAUGCAGAUGACUAUGAUAUUAUUAUCAAAGUUGGAGAGGAUCCCAAUAAAAGAGAAUUUCGUGCACAUUCUAAUAUCUUGAGAGUUCGUUCUCCUUAUUUUAAAAGAGCCCUUUCACAAGAUUUGGAUACAGAUGAAAAUAACAUGUUCAACUUUACUAAAUCAAAUAUUUCUCCCACCGUCUUUGAAAUGAUAAUUAGGUUUAUGUAUACUGGCAUUCUUGAUUUGAGAGAACAUCUUGGUUCCACUAUUCUUGAUAUUCUUGUAGCUUCUGAUGAAUUGCUUAUUGAAGAAAAAGAUUCUAAUUCAAGAAUUCCAAAGGAUAUUGAAUGUUCUUUUAAUCUUAUUUACCUUGGAAGUAGGGAUGGUUAUGACAUCAAUAAUAUACGAAGUAAGUGUAAUGGACAUAAAACAUGUAUUUUAGUUAUUAAAAUUGCAGAAAAUGAUACAAUAAUUUGUGGUUAUAAUCCUAUUGGAUGGAAGUACAAUGUUCAAAAUCAGAACAAUUCUAAUAGAGAUUAUUGGGUUAAUACUACCGAAAGUUAUAUUUUUUCUUUAGGUGAUGGAAACGAUUUGAAUAAUUUUAAAAUUAGUCGAGUUGUGAAUAGUAAAUAUGCAAUUUAUGAAUCGAAUUAUCAAAGUUUACCAUUAUCUUUGGAUAAACAAGAUGAGUUGGAAAGUGUAUUAAAUAAAUACAAAGGAACCGGUAUGGCUUAA
Funneliformis geosporum is the source of this 768-nucleotide messenger RNA. The record is from the annotation of a GenBank genome assembly. NCBI's taxonomy places the organism in Eukaryota, Fungi, Glomeromycota, Glomeromycetes, Glomerales, Glomeraceae.